CCAAACCACACGAUUAAAGAAACGCUUGUGAGAUUAUUCGUCUCUACGAUACAGGAACAACGUCCUACACAACAAUAAUAAAGAGACCAACACCAGCCAUGUCUGUGAACUAUGCUGCUGGCCUCUCACCGUACGCAGACAAAGGAGUGUGUGGACUUCCUGAGGUGUUUGACAGCCCUGAGGAGCUGAAGGCGAAGGUGGAGACCCUCGCCCAGUUGGUAAAAGAAUCUCAAUACUUGGUUGUCCACUCUGGAGCCGGAAUCAGCACCUCAACAGGCAUCCCCGACUUCAGGGGUCCAAAAGGUGUGUGGACGUUAGAAGAAAAGGGUGAGUCACCUCACUUUGACAUCACAUUUGAAGAUGCCCGACCUAGCUUGACUCACAUGGCCCUCCUGGGGCUGCAGAGGGCCGGCUUCCUCAAGUAUCUCAUCAGCCAGAAUGUGGACGGCCUACACGUCCGAUCAGGCUUCCCCAGGGAUGUGUUAUCAGAGCUCCAUGGAAACAUGUUUGUGGAGGAGUGUGAGAAGUGUGGCAGGCAGUACGUCAGAGAGAAGGUGAUCGGCGUGAUGGGACUGAAGCCCACAGGACGUCACUGCGAUGUGCUGCGAUCCAGAGGGCUGAGAGCCUGCAGAGGGAAGCUGAUCAGCACUAUACUGGACUGGGAGGAGGCUCUUCCUGACAGUGACUUGAACAGAGCAGAGGAUGCCAGCAGACGAGCCGACCUGGCGCUGACGCUCGGCACCUCCCUGCAGAUCAAACCCAGCGGAGACCUUCCACUUCUCACCAAGCGCAAAGGAGGAAAACUGGCCAUCGUGAACCUGCAGCCCACGAAACACGACAAGCACGCGCACCUGCGUAUCCACAGCUACGUGGACGAUGUCAUGAAACAACUGAUGGAGCUGCUGGGAUUGGACAUCCCAAAGUGGGAGGGUCCGACUGUCUGCGAGAGCUCCAAAGCCACCGCCGAGUCCACCACCGAUGUCAAACCACCGUGUGCAGUCACAGCGAAGAAGAAGAAGGUGAAAAGGGAGCUGGUUAAGGAGGAGAGGCAAGGAGACACGACGGCACUAACAGACGAUGGGAGUGUUAAGGAGGAGGCGGUCCCUGUAAAGAGGGAGAGAGCGGACUCCCCAGUCGAGUUAAAAGAGGAGAAAUAGCCUCAGGUAACACAAACCCGUCCAGAAAUAGACUUUACAACAAAAGCGGCUCGGUUUGAUCAGUUUGAGUACAACGAUUCUUCUCCUCUGACACGCUCUGGAGCAAAGACUCUUUAUUACCACAGCGGUUUUGUUUUUUAAAUCCCCCUUACAGCCACGACACACAGCGACAUGAAACUGACUCCUCGGCUGAAAGCUCCAAAGUUGAACACCCGAUAAAGUGAAAUUAGCUACGUGAUUGUGUCCAGGGUAGAAGGAUGACUCCUCAUUAUGUGGACGUUUGAGUGAGUGGAGUUUUCUUUUUCAUUUCUGGUCCAACAACAUGCCUUAAGAGUACAUUUACUAAUACAUGACCCACCUCGGGGCUUUAUUUUGCUUUGAGAACCAAACUUUAGCAGAC
Messenger RNA from Anarrhichthys ocellatus (wolf-eel), 1557 nucleotides. RefSeq names its product sirtuin 6 (gene sirt6). Gene Ontology annotation, molecular function: NAD+ binding; histone H3K9 deacetylase activity, NAD-dependent; transcription corepressor activity. NCBI's taxonomy places the organism in Eukaryota, Metazoa, Chordata, Actinopteri, Perciformes, Anarhichadidae. The record is from RefSeq and is a predicted model, not a curated record. Gene Ontology annotation, cellular component: nucleus. The transcript is spliced from 8 exons. Gene Ontology annotation, biological process: negative regulation of transcription by RNA polymerase II. Bases 99 to 1157 code for a protein of 352 amino acids.